Numida meleagris (helmeted guineafowl) is the source of this 821-nucleotide messenger RNA. Its product is annotated as feather keratin 2-like. Bases 215 to 682 code for a protein of 155 amino acids. Gene Ontology annotation, cellular component: intermediate filament. Lineage: Eukaryota; Metazoa; Chordata; Aves; Galliformes; Numididae. The transcript has 3 exons. The record is from RefSeq and is a predicted model, not a curated record. Gene Ontology annotation, molecular function: structural constituent of cytoskeleton.
UCCUGGGUGCACAGGUGACAUCCUCUUCAGGCACAUCAGUGUUCUGAGAUCUGCCACAGGCCCACAGGCCCUCCUCAUGCUCACCUGUGUUCUCCCACCACACCCACUGACUCAGGCCCAUUGACCUAGGGCCUGUAUUACAGAUCUGCCCUGAGGCUUUCACCUUCUCUCCAGCUCAGCAGCAGCAGUCUGGUUCUGCUGCUCUGGGGCAGGAAUGUUGGCCCAUGUUGCUGCCACUGGAUCUGACCGUGAGCUGUGCCCUGACUUUCUGGACCAGCAUCAGUGCUGCCAUACCACUGUGAACCUGAUAGUUGAGCUGGUCUCUGGGGAACCUGUCUGGCAUCUCCGCAUCUCCCUUGCUCAGGUCCAGCUCCAUCCCACAGCCAUGUCCUGCUACGAUCUGUGCCGUCCCUGUGGCCCCACCCCGCUGGCCAACAGCUGCAACGAGCCCUCUGUGCGCCAGGGCCAGGACUCCCGCGUGGUGAUCCAGCCCUCUCCUGUGGUGGUGACCCUGCCCGGACCCAUCCUCAGCUCCUUCCCCCAGAACACCGCUGUGGGCUCCAGCACCUCCGCUGCUGUUGGCAGCAUCCUGAGCCAGGAGGGAGUGCCCAUCUCCUCUGGUGGCUUUGGCAUCUCUGGCCUGGGCAGCCGCUUCUCUGGCAGGAGGUACCUGCCCUGCUAAGCAUGAAGUGCAUGUCUCAUGAGCCCAUUGCUCAGGAAGCCCAAAUCCAGGUGCUGGACUGAGGAUGGAGCAGCUGGCCAGUGUUUCCAGAUGGGCUGAGCACCCUUGCGUUCUCCUGCAAAGCAGAGAUCGAAGCCAG